Paramormyrops kingsleyae is the source of this 9358-nucleotide messenger RNA. Lineage: Eukaryota; Metazoa; Chordata; Actinopteri; Osteoglossiformes; Mormyridae. The record is from RefSeq and is a predicted model, not a curated record.
AUGCCUUUGGACUAUGAGAGGAAAAUGGAGGACCUGGAGGAAAGCAGUGAAACGCGGGGAGAGCAUGAACAGCUGCGUACAGAUGCAGAGAAGCGCUCCCUGGUUGAGAGCGGUCUGUCCUGGUACAGCGAGGACAGCAAGGGCCACCGUAAGGUGGGGGCUGGGGGCUACGACACGGGCAGCCUCAAGACGGAGUCCUCCAGCAAGUGGCGGAAGUCCCGCCCCCUGGAAGCCGCUGGCGAGGACGCCGGGGGGAAGGGGGAGCUGAAGAAGCCGCAGAGCCUGGGCCGGCCCGGGGGCUUCAAGAAGGGCCGCAACCCCCCCGUGGGGGUCACCUCUCCCAUCACCCACACCUCCCAGAGUGUGCUUAAAGUGGCAGCACCAAAGAGCGACCCGAAGGCGAUGGACAAGGCCAAGAUGGCGGUGAAGGGGGCAGCCCUGCAGCGGUCCUGCUCGGACGCGGGGAAGGAGCGGGGGGAGCCCCGCAAGCCGCCCACAGGGCUCAGCCGCCACCCCACUGCCACGUCCUUCGGCUACAAGAAGCCCCCCCCAGCCACGGGCACGGCCACGGUGAUGACGGCGGGUGGCGUCACCAUCUCCAGCGGCUCGGCCACCGUGGGCAAGACGCCGAAGUCUUCGGGCAUCCCCAUCAAGCCCAUGGCAGGGGGGGGGACCGGUGGCAGCUGCGGGGGGGGCGGGGGGCGCAAGAACAGCCUGGACGUGUCCAAUUGCGAGCAGGGAUUCUUCUCACCCAGCUCCCGCAACAACAUCCAGUACCGCAGCCUCCCCCGGCCGGCCAAGUCCAGCACCAUGAGCCUGACCGGCCGCCCCCCAGCCCGGCCCGUCAGCAGCACCAUCGACCCCAGCCUCCUCAGCCUGAAGCCGGCCCCUGUCCCCAUCUCCGGGGGGCCCAAGCAGAAGGACCUGUGCAAGCCUACCAGCCGCGUGGCACUGGGCCCCGUCAACCAGACCGACCGCGAGAAGGAGAAAGCCAAGGCCAAGGCUGUGGCGUCCGACUCGGAGGACCGGGUUCAAAAGCCAGACUCCUCCCAUUUGGCAGGGGAGGGCGGAGUCAAACAGCUGGGCCUCCGCCACUCCAGCGGGAGCAAGUACUCCGAGCUGUCCUCUCCCACAACUCCCAGGCUGCUCUGCAGUAAGUCUCUGGGGAGGCCGCCCAGCCUGGCCCACCUGGACAAGGUCAACUCCAACAGCCUGGACUCCUGCGUGAACCUGCACGACCUGCCGCCCAAGGUGCCUCCCUUCUCCAAGCUGCAGGACCUCGCCGAGUCGGUGCCGCCCCCCCGGCUCACCCCCAGCCCCGCCCCCGUGCUCCACAUCGACUCCCCCAGCUGCUUUUCGGGACAGGCCCUCAGCGUGGGCGGCUCGCCCCUGCUCUACCCCAAGCUGUCUGGCUUUCACCGCAGCAUGGAGUCCCUGCCCCUCCAAAUGAGCGUCCCGUCCAGCCCCGCCCCCACCGGCGACCGCCAGCAGGAAAGGACGCCGGCGGUCUGGAGCGCCGGCAGCAGGGCCUCUCUCACGCUCCCCGAAAGUGGACAAAGAGACCGGAACACUUUGCCCAAGAAAGGACUAAGUCGCUACAGUUCUGGUCAGGCAGAGGAGGAGGGAAAGGAGAGGCGUCACUCGCACACCAUCGUGAGCCUGACCGACUCGGGGACACCCCCGCAGCUGCCUUCCCCCACCUCCACCCCCCCGGCCACCUCAGGCAAAACCCCCCUCACCAACGUGGUGGCCCCCACCCCCAGUGCCAGCACGCCCCGCAUCACUCGCUCCAACAGCAUCCCCACCCAAGACGCCGCCUUCGAUCUGUACACAGCGCAGCCUCUGGGGAGCCCCGUCUCGCUGGCGGACCGGCCCAAAAGCAUGAUGCGCUCAGGCUCCUUCCGCGAGCCCGGGGACGACGUUCACGGCUCCGUGCUCUCCCUGGCUUCCAGCGCUUCUUCAAACUACUCCUCGGCUGAAGAAAGGAUGCAGGGCGAGCAAAUCCGAAAGCUCCGGAGAGAACUGGAGUCAUCGCAGGAGAAGGUGGCCUGCCUAACCACCCAGCUCUCCGCGAACGCGAACCUGGUGGCUGCCUUCGAGCAGAGCCUGGCCCUCAUGACGUCACGCCUGCAGAGCCUCUCCUUCAGUGCUGAGCAGAAGGACUCUGAGCUGUUGGACCUGCGAGAGACAAUCGAGAUGCUGAAAGCUAAGAAUACAGAAGCCCAGGCCAUUAUCCAGGGGGCUUUGAACAACCCCGAUAACGCCCCCAAAGAGCUGCGGAUCAAGCGGCAGAACUCCUCAGAGAGCAUCUCCAGCCUCAACAGCAUAACGAGCCACUCCAGCGUGGGCAGCUGCAAGGACGCCGAUGCCAAGAAGAAGAAGAAAAAGAGCUGGCUGAGGAGCUCCUUCAACAAAGCAUUCAACAUCAAGAAAGGCCCUAAAUCUGCAACGUCAUACUCGGACAUCGAGGAGAUCGCCACUCCUGACUCCUCCGCCCCGUCGUCCCCCAAGUUGUCCCACGAGGGCGUGGAAAAUACUCCCAUGUCCCUCAAGUCGUCCACCUCAGCUUCAUCCUCGGUCAUCUUCGAGGGCAACGAGGAGGUGGAGAACGACGAGAAGGUGGUCUCAGACCUGCGCUCAGAGCUGUGGGAGAAGGAGAGGAAGCUGACCGACAUUCGCCUGGAGGCCCUGAACUCCGCGCACCAGCUGGAGCAGCUUCAGGAGGCCAUGACCAAUAUGCAGAUGACCGUGGAGAAUCUGAAAGCUGAGAACGACCAGCUAAAAACUGCACCAAGUUCUGACCCUCCCAGCUCAACUUCCCAGCCCUCCGGACUGAUGUCACUGAUGACAUCAUCGCAAAGGCAGUCCAUGUCGGCAUCUGUCACGAAAUCUUUUAGCCUGAGCCAGAGUGGGGAGCCAGACACCGCUAAGAUGGAUGUGACUGGCCGGCCCCCCAACCGGGAGGAGACACGCCUUCGAGUCGUCAUCCACAUGGCUGACCAACGGGCACUCAAAGAUGAAGUGAAGCAGCAGAACUUCUUCAUAGGGUUUGUGAAGGCGGGCAGCAGGAUGGACUGGGCGCUGCUGGAUGCAGCCGUCAGCCAGGCCUUCAGGGACUACGUUAACAAGGUGGAUCCCACCACAAGCCUGGGCUUGUCCACAGACUCCAUCUACAGUUACCAAGUGAACCACAGCAAGAGGGUGCUUGGUACAGAAGCCCCCGAGGUCUCGCCCUUCCGCACCCUCAGCAAAGGCACCGGCUCUGUCACCGUGGCCCUCAAAGGUCUGAAAGAGAAGUGUGUGGACAACCUGGUGUUUGAGACGCUCAUCCCCAAGCCCAUGAUGCAGCACUACAUCAGUCUCCUGCUCAAGCACCGGCGCCUCAUCAUGUCCGGCCCGAGUGGAACCGGAAAGACCUACCUCAGCUCCCGAUUGGCCGAGUACCUGGUGGAGCGCAGCGGCCGCGAGGUCACAGAGGGCAUCGUGGUCACCUACAACAUGCACCGGCAGUCUUGCAAGGAUCUUCAGCUAUACUUGUCCAACCUGGCCAAUCAGAUAGAUCGGGAGACCACCACAGGAGACGUUCCAUUGGUUAUCCUACUGGAUGACAUUAGUGAUGCUGUGUCCAUCAGUGAGCUGGUCAAUGGUGCCCUUACCUGCAAAUACCACAAAUGCCCAUAUAUCAUUGGAACAACCAAUCAACCGGUAAAGAUGACGCCCAAUCACGGGCUGCACCUCAGCUUCAGGAUGGUGACCUUCUCCAACAACGUGGAACCUGCCAAUGGCUUCCUGGUGCGCUACCUGCACAGAAAGCUGAUGGAGGCGGAGAACGAGAGCAGCGUCGGUUCUGAGGAUCUGCUGAGGGUGCUGGACUGGGUGCCCAAGCUUUGGUACCACCUGCACACCUUCCUGGAGAAGCACAGCACCUCUGAUUUCCUCAUUGGACCGUGCUUCUUCUUAUCCUGUCCUGUCACUGUGGAAGAGUUUCGGUCCUGGUUCAUUGACCUUUGGAAUCAUUCAAUCAUUCCCUACUUACAGGAGGGUGCUAAGGAUGGCAUUAAGGUCCAUGGACAGAAGGCAGUGUGGGAGGACCCAGUAGAGUGGGUGCGGGGUACCCUACCCUGGCCCUCCGCCCAACAAGACCAGGCUAAGCUCUUCCAUCUCCCGCCUCCCAGCCUGGGUCCUGAUAGCCCAGGUCAACCCACCGAAGAAAGACCCAAGGAGACCCCACCCAGCUCCCUGGAGUCUGACCCACUGAUGGCUAUGCUGUUGAAGCUGCAGGAAGCAGCCAACUACAUUGAGUCUCCAGAACAAGAAAUGGCCACAGACCCAAGUCUACAUUCAACACUUUGAACACCAAUGUUCGGCAAAAGACUGGAUUCUUUCAAAGGCUAAAGCUGUUAUUUUGAGGACAAUAAAAAAAAAUCUCAGACAUAGUCUGAUCUAUUACAACUCAAAUAUAGUACUGUUAGAAAAAAAGUAAACUUAAACAAAGUUUAAAGAACCGAAAAUAACUAUUUGUACUGUCCUUUUAAAAUUUUAUUUACUCUAAAGGUGCAUGGCAAUCGUUACGACAUAUACAAAAAAAGAGAAACAUUUUGAACUUUUGUUAUUUUCCUCAGAGAAAAUUGUAUUAGAGGUUUUAUCAACUGAAGAAAACUAUCUGAGCUGGGAACCUUCACUGAUAGACUGCUGCUCACCGUGCCACUUAAGGAAAUAGGUGCUGAUUGGAGUUUUUGCAGUAUUCUUACACGUUAUUGGCUUUCACAGCUCGUGGACAGAAACAGCACAUAUAUAAAAAGCGAAGGCACAUUAUUGCUGAUUGUAAGUGAUGCGAUCAGAUGAUGGUCAUGCUCAAUGUAUUUGCACGAUGAUCUGAAAAAUCUCCUAGCGAAUUUUAAGUAACCAGCUUUUAAGAUCUAGACGGACCACAUAUCCAAGUUAUUGAUUUCCAGGCAAGAAGGGAUUGCAAAUGGCAUAUGUUACAACGCAGUGCUGUCGUCACAUUUUUUCAGUGUGAUUCUGCAGUGUAGGCUUUUGGGUGUUGAAGUAGCCAGACUAAUGCCAUCUUUUGGUCAGGUGUGGUGAAGGCUAAGCUGCAAGCAUAUGCAAUUUUCAAUUAAUACACCUAACGAAACCUGGUGCUUAAAAUACGCCUUAAUAUAUCCAAUUACUGUAGGUUUUCUUUGAGGUUCAGCUACACCUCAGUUUUCUUCAGUAUCAAAACUGAUUGACAGCUCAGUUUUCUAGAAACAUGUAUUGUGUAAUGUUAAUCUACAAGUACUUUAAUAAGUCGGGUGGACACAUUGCCUUCAGAUGUAUGUGGGAUGAUGUGGAAGAAUUGCACUUUAAUUUAUUUUCUACUUUGACUAUUACAGUAUGUGUUUGGUUGUCUGUGUCUUUGAGGGCAAACGUACAAGAUGUACAGUUCUUAAAAAAAAAAAAAGACUAGUAUCUGAUGCGCACUUCUUUCACCUAAACUGCAGGGGGCAGUAUGCACGACUUACUCAUGCAUGCCAGCUCUCGCUUUUCUGUAUUGCGUUAGCACUUACCAAAUGCUCAAACCACAGUUUGCGAACUGCCCUCCAUUCUGAAAUUGUAGCCCUAAAACAUGAAUAGUUAUGAUGCCUCUUAUGCUUUGGCUAAUACUGCAUAUUGUACACUUUUAGAUGUUUUGUGUUUUUUAUUGUAAUGGAGAAAAUGCCAUCUAUAAGUGAUACAGACACAGAAAUGCGCAGUGAUUUUAUGUGCAACAGAAGCAGAUGUCUUUAUACUAUCUACCUUAAUAUAGGCAAAAAAAUAUGAACAGUGAUUUCAUUAUGAUGCUAAGCUACCUUUGACAAUACUGUGUUUUCCUGCGGAGUGCUCAGCAUCGGAGGAUGCAUUUCAACAUAUGACAGCCAAGCAAUGAUAAAUAUGAACAUGAAUAUCUAUUUUUUUUCUUUGAUUCUUUCUGACCUUAUUUACUAGAACCUGGUAAGGAAAGCCUUCUAUUUCCAUUCCGAUGUUGAAUAGGGCAUGUUAAUAAGUGCACUGAGGUGCUGCAGAGUAUGUUGGCAAAUUCCAUUCUGGCUUUUCACCAUCUGCAAAUUCUGCAAAAUUCAGUCACUGUAUUUUUACCUACAGGAUUUGCACUUGUGGCAACCACACUGAGUUUAUGGUGCAGAUAUUUAUGUACUUAACCAAAUCAUAUAUUGCUUUCUUGCAUCGAGGCUUUGUAGCAAAUACUAAUAUAUAUGUAAGUGUCGGCUAUAAUUCUGUAUUUUAUAUAGCAUCAAACUCACUUGGGGAUGCCCAAGAACAACCUAGAGUCAGUGGAGAAAGAGCUCUGGGUGAGCUGAUUUGCAUGCUGCCGCCAUGACCGUCACCAGAAAAAGCAGUGUGACGAGGACAUGUUAGCCAUAUCGUUCUUGAUUUUAAUUGGUGCUAUCAAACUAUGCCUAUCUUGAUGUCGUAAUUCCUCAUUAUAAAAAUCUACGACCGGAUUUCCUCCUACGAUUGGCAGAAACGAGUUCUUAGAGCCGCUGGAGAAAGAAAUUAAACUGCUGGAGUGACUGACUCUAUGUCCUCUGCUGACUUUCCAGGGAUCGUAAAUCAAUGCUGCCCAUCAGUGUCACACAUUGACAGUUGUGAAUGGUGCUAUUUCCUUGUUAAAAAAAAAAUCAAGCAGCUUCUGUUGCAGCCCUGUGAUUCCUCUCUGUUUCACGUUUUGUAAAUUCAGAAGCUGUAAAUAAUAAGCAUUAUUUUAAGUUCCCACCCUGCCGAAUACCGUAGUAAAGAGAUACAAACAGGAAAACAUAGGCACAGAAAUAGCAAAGAGACAUGGCUGAGGACUAAGAGGCAAUCGCUUCUCACUCAUGCCGUCUCCUGCUGUGUGGCAGCCUGAAUGAGACAAACUCCUCCACCAAGAAAGACGUGUGUUGUUAAUUUCACAGUCACAGGUGCGUAAGUCCACUCUUCAGAGUCAUUCAGAACGAAAUUGUAUGCAAGUCCGUGAAAAAUGGCAAUGGGGUAACCAAGGGUAAAUAAGGGUGAAAUGGGCCAUUUUGCAGAAUAUUCUUUCAUUGUUGUUUUCAUUUUCAUAUAUUUUUCUGCCACUAUCCUCAAAUACAAAAUUAGAAAAUACAUUUCUAUGUAUUCCUAAGUGUACAUAUAAUUUUUUUUAAUAGCCCGUAUAUAACCAACCUGAAAAGGCAUAGGUAAUACAAAAAAGAACUUUCUAAAUUUAAGUGAGCAUAAAAAAUAGCAUUCUUAUGCUGUACAUUGAAUCCUUUGCUUUUCCGUUGUGAAUGUAGGGUUAUUACACACAUAGACUGCGGCUUUUCCAGAAGUAAAUGGACGUUUAAAAAAUGCUUGUCAAUGAUACUUUCUAACAAAGUAGGACUAGCUUUACUUAUGCAUUGUAUAUCGCUUAAUGAAGCUUUUGAAAUCACCUCCCUUGGUGACAUCAGAGGGAAACUGGAGAGAAAAUAUCAGAAUUAACCCAUCUUGAGAGGAUAAGAUGCUUCAUAAUUCAGCUGUAUAAGGAAGUCUUGCUAAAGUUAAAUAAAAACACGUUUAGUCAGUUACAUCAAAUUUAAUGUAAUUGGUACUACUUUCAGUUUGAGGAUGAUAUGUCAAAUUAACAAAAUAGUUAGUGGUUAAUUAAAAAAUUAACAACAGAAAUUAAUUUAUCAUAUUGAAGAUGCCCUAGGGAUGCAGACACUUGAGGCAGUAGCCUUUGUCUGGUUGUAAUCCCUGGGUGAAAUUCUGAUUGUUGUUCUAUCUGUUCCUGUGUGGGUGCCGUACUGUGCAGUGCCGUGCCAUGCUGUGCUAAAACACAGCUAUCCUGUGUUCCGUGACUCUACAGCAACUUCUGUUGGCUUCAGCAAGAGCAACAAGCGCAAAAAGUUGUUCUGUUUUUCUGUGGGCCUCGGAUUGUAAGGCAGGACUACAUCACUGGGUAUUUCUAAAGGGGCUGAUUGCAAGCUUGUUUUCCAUUUAAUGACAUCCAUACUGAUUGGGGUGAGUCUUUUGAGCCUUAUUCUGAAGUUUGCCAUGCAUGUUUUUCAGACCAAAAUAUCGAGGACCCGUGGCCUUAUCUACCUUUUGUGAGUGGAAUCUGUGACUCUUCUGCUCAAAGUUCUGUUGAGGUUGUAGUGACUGAUCCCCUAGCAAACUGGCGUAGGAAGUACAAGCUAAAAACUCUGGGCCUUGUUUAUAGUUUUCUGCAGAUUUUGUAUUAAAUUGAUGCAAAAUCCCCAGGAGACACAUAUCAUUGAUGACUACACCCAUUACUCUGAUGCACUACAGUCAAAACUGUAGUGAGAGAUAUUCAUUGAUACGUUCCUGAUGUGUCUUCGUGCAUUGGGAGCUCAAUUUUUCAGGCUUAUUUUUGUCACAUUAAAAAAUGUAAAAAAAAAAAAAACUGAGUUUUAAAAUUGGGAGCAAAGUAAUCCAUUUUUAUCUAAUCAAAUCCAUACAUACUUGUGCAUUUUUCUUUAAAUUGUACUUAUAUAUAAAUAAGGUCCCUGGUGCUUUUCUAUCCGUAAGGUGAUUAAUAUCAUAGCGGGUGGCAACAUUUGCGUGUGUUGAUUUGAGCUUUUGUGCUAGCAGUUAGGUUUUGGUAAAACUCAGAAUUUUUACCCUUCAGGAAAAUAAGAUGGAUUGACUGUAAGACCAUCACAUUCUUUAUGUAUAAGGGCAGUUAUGCUUUAAAAAGUGUUAUCUGUCAGGCCUGAUGUAAAAAUUGUUGCCUUCUGUGAAAGGCCUUAAAAUAUACCGUUUUUUUUUUAUUAUUUUUAUUUUUGCUUGGGAAACUGGCAGGGGCAGAGGGGAAGUGCUUAUAUCUAAUUCUUCAUUCCGAGGCCAAUACAGGUUGCUGCGCAGUCACACAAUCACGCAAAGUUGUAUUUUGGAUUUAUUUUCACUUUAUUUUUUAUUAUUUUUUUUGGUAAUGAGGGUUAACUAAUGUAACAGGAAAAUUCGAUGGCGUUGUUGUUGUGAAUGCAUGUCACCGUGGGUGUUAGCAAAGCCUUUUACUGGUCGAGAAAUGUUUUCCGUGCAAUUUAUAAAUUAUAUAUAUUCUUCUCCCUCUAAGAGACAAACCCUUUUCCCUCCAAACAGUCCUUUGUAAAACUUUUUUUUAUUAUUAUUUUGUACAGGAUAUAAAAAUUGUAAACAAUGUACAUAUUUAAUGUGUCCACAGCAACAACUGUUGGAGAAAAAAAAAUAAAUACCUACAUGAAGAUUACACUCUGUUCCUCAGUGUUGAGGAGGUCUGUAUACAAAUGGGUUGCAUUGAGGCAUGUUUUUAAAUUACAAAUCCAUCUGUCUAACAUUGCUCAUUUGUCUCAAUAAAGCCAUACCAUAGAGUGAA